UUUACUCCAUUAACUUUAUAUUAUGUGCCCAACGUUAAGCAUUGACGAUUGCCAUGUUUUAUCAAAACAUCAAGUUUUUCAAUGCGUGUAUUGGAUAUAGCCUAGAUCUUUUAGUGCUUUUCAAACAGGGUAGCAAGCAGACACGUUUAAGUGUAGUAAUUGAAAUUUCAUAAUAUAAUCGACAACUGCCUAAGCUAUGAAUUCAUCGGGUUCAUUGAGCAAUGUCAUGGACAGCACAGGGCACACAAUGGGACAACAUUUUGACACAGGAAUAUUGGAUUUAAGAGAAAAUAGUGAAAAAGAGCCGGAAACUGAUGCUUUACUUUAUGAUUUAGGAUUGUCAGAAUCAAAAAAUGACUUGAAAAGAAUACAGUUACAAUUAAUUGAGAAUGCAUCCGAUGUAGAUGUCGAGCCGGAAUUUAGUGAUCUUGACACUGGAUGGGCAUGGAUGGUUUUGCUUGCAACCUUCCUAGGUUUCGCUCUUCUCGGGGGAUCCAUGUAUUCCGUGGGAAUUAUACAUAACGCCCUUUUGGAACGAUUUCAGUCUAGCGUCGCUCUCACGGCUUGGGUUGGCGCAUUACACACGGGUAUUCUUUCACUUGGAGGUCUCCUAUCAACUGCGGUGGUUGAUCGAUUUAGUUGCAGAACUGCCAUUGUUUGCUCGGGACUUAUUUACACCGUUGGCUAUAUGGCGACAGCGUUUGUGCCAUGUAUAGAGGCUGCAAUAUUCACCUGUGGUAUUAUAGUCGGCAUUGGGGGUGCUGUUGGUUACACCGCGGUUAUGGUUGUGGUUGGAUUCAACUUUAAACGACGCCGGAACCUUGCUCUUGGUAUCGCUUUGUCCGGUGUUGGGGUCGGACUCUGUGCAUUUGCUCCUAUUAUGCAGUUCGCAAAGGAUUUUUAUGGCUUUACAGGAUUGUUCAUCUGCUGUGCGGGAAUGCAAUUAAAUCUUGUCACAUUUGGAAUGCUUUGUUUUCCUAGUGAAUUGGAGAAGCAUUCACACACAUUGAGGCAAAAACAGUCACAACGUUCAGCACAACACUCAAUUGCCAUAAAAAGAAAAAUAGUACCUUAUCUUAAGGUAAUGCUCAAUAAAGGAAUAGUAUGUCUAUGCCUUAGUAUGUUCUUUUAUUGCACGGGAACAUACCUGCUAUUUUUGCACUUGCCAAAAUAUAUAACAACAAAGGGGUUUUCCGAAAAUCAGGCAGCUUCUUUAAUGUCUUUAUCGGGAAUAUUAACAGUUGUAGGUCGUCUUCUGACAGGUGCAGUGGCUAACAUCCCAAAUUUUAAUGAGGUUAUACCUUAUGCCGGCUCAAUGGCAAUAGUUUCCAUAGCAACACUGGUAUAUCCAUUUGUUUCUCAGCACUAUUUAGGCCACCUAAUGUUUAUAGCUUUUAUGGGUAUAUUCCUUGGCUGUUGCUACGUGGUAACUACAACCAUGUCACUGAAGUUUGUUGGCAUCGACUACAUUUCAACCGCCAUUGGUCUGCAGUUCAUGUUUGGAGGAGUUGGGGCGAUCAUUGGACCAGUUAUUGCAGGAAUAAUUGUCGAUUCCGGUGGAACAUAUGACCAGUCGAUGCUUGUUGCAGGAAUAUGCAUUUUCAUCUCUGCAGUCAGCGGCGGUUUUUCGAGUUGCUUUGUUGCCAAACAAAUGGAUAUACAUACCAUAUCUGUUGAAAGACCUGGCGAAGAAAAUACAACUUUGAAGGAAACCAAUUUUAACGGAUGCACAAGCAGUAUAAAAACGAACAUACAAUUAACUGGGUGAGGCUGUGCGCUCUUACACCUGAGUAAGCCCCAAGUGAAUUCUUACUUAUUUUAUUUUUACUGACCGUUACAAAGCGGUUACCAAAAGAUUUACCAAUGAGUAUAUUUGAUAGCUGUGUAAUGUUUGUUAUCUUCUAACGUUGUGUCACUUGUUUGUAAGGUAUGGAUCCGUGCACAUUCAAGCAUAGUUUAGAUUGAUUUCGGAUAUUGGGCUUGUCCUUUUGGUGUCCGUUAUCUCAUAUAUUUAGAUGAACAUAUUAAUGGUGUGUAGGUCAUUGUUUUUCUCUAUGAACUUUAUAAUCUAUUCACAACGCUGCAACGUAUCGCAAAGUAUACAUCAACAGUGGACGUUUACGAUUUUUUGUUUUUGUUCAUUUACAGUUUCAAAAAACUAUGCUUGUUGGUUUUAUUUUGUUGAAUCAAACAACGGGAAUUUAGUGGGAAAUAUGACUAUUAAAUAACAAAAUGACACACUCAAUGUUCUACUGUGUUAACUAUAUACGGAUCGGCUCAAAGAUUUGUAGAUCUGACCACCAUUUUAAAUCUUGUAUACUUUAAGUAUAAAAUGCAAUAUCAAAUAUAAUGAAGGAUGGAAAAAAACCCAUUGACAUUAUACGUUUUAUAACUCUUAUUUAUCACGUUUCCUUACCAUUUAAUUACUUGUUUGAUAAUAAUUUUCUUUAUCGAUUGAUAGGGCCCUUUACGUACCAUGGCACACAGAUGCGUUCUUCAGAUAACCUAAAUAUUUACAAAUUUUUACACAAGUUUAAAAAGGUACGGCGUUUGUUAAUAGAACUUCUGUCAUACAUGAUGGUGGUUAAUAAAAAAGUUUCACUAAUCUGUAAGUCUGAAUAAUUUUUAUAAAGGACGUAUAUCAAAUUACCCAAAAUGCCAGUGCACGGAAGUGUUGACAAGCUUUAAUGAAACCGGGCCAAGUUAUUACAAUGCGUGUGUGGUCUGUGUGUGUGUGUGGUGCUUGUACGUUUUGUAUUUCUGUCUCAGUGUAUAUUGGGCCCUAUGCGUGUGCUUCUAAGCAGAAUGUUUACUUAAAUGUCGACUAAUAGCUCUUGUCAAAGGUUGAAUGUAUCGUGUGGUUCUAAAUGAAUCAUUUUUGUAUAUCGAGUAUAAG
Molecule: messenger RNA, 2896 nt
Organism: Mya arenaria
Lineage: Eukaryota; Metazoa; Mollusca; Bivalvia; Myida; Myidae
Product: monocarboxylate transporter 12-like
Exons: 5
Coding region: 197-1768 (523 amino acids)
Biological process (GO): monocarboxylic acid transport; transmembrane transport
Molecular function (GO): monocarboxylic acid transmembrane transporter activity
Source: RefSeq, a predicted model, not a curated record